AUGGCGUUCGCCUUGCAGAGGACCCUCUUGCGGGGAUUACUCAGCGUUGUAGUUGCCGUCUCUCUUCUGAUGCCAUGCGCUGCUGCUGCUCGUGCUGAUGAGCACCUGCCAUCGUCGCAUCAUGAGAACACCACCAUGACUGACCUUUUCCGAAAUCAAGCACUUCUCCGCAACAGUGUCAUGGACUAUAAGGUUGACACCCGAGCCAGCUCUGGUGAUAAUGGCGGAGGAGGCGGGGGUGGCGGUAAUGGAGGUUUUGGAUGGGGGUGGGGUCGUGGUGGUGGCGGUGGGGGAGGAGGAGGUGGGGGUGGUAACGGCGGCGGCGGUGGAGGUGGCGGCAAUGAUGGAGGCGGCGGCGGCGGCGGCAAGGGUAGUGGUGGUGGUAGUGGCAGAGGCAGAGGCGGUAGCGGCAGCAGCAUUGGUGGCGGAGGUGGUGGCGGCGGAAGCGGAAGCCGUGGUGGUAGUGGAAGCGGCGGUGACAAUGGCCACGGAGGAGCUGGAAGCGGGAGCGGAGGUGGUAAAGGUAGUGGCAGCGGCGGUAGCAGUGGUGGAGGAGGUGGAGGAUGCGGAAAUGGUGGUGGCAGUGGCAAUGGCCGUGGGGGAGCUGGAAGCGGCAGCGGUGGCAUCAGCGGUGGAGGAAGCGGAAUUGGUGGUGGCAGUGGCAACGGCUGCGGAGGUGGUAAACGUGGUGGCAGUGGCGGCAGCGAUGGUGGAGGAAGCGGCAGUGGUGCUGGUGGAGGUAAUGGUACUGGUGGUGGAGUUGGUAACGUAAAAGGAGUAAACAAAGGGCACGGGAAAGGAAAAGGCGGUGGCGAUGGAAAAUGUGGUAGAGGUCAUCAUGGGAAAAGAGGUGGCGUUGGCCAUCGAAAAGGCAGCAUCGGCGGUGCUGCCACUCGAGGCGGCAGUCGCGGAGGAACCAUUACAGAGGGAAGGGAAGACUAAAACCACAGUAGCAUUAAUUGCUUCAACAAGCAGUGAUAGCCUCCCUCGUCUUACCAUCAUAUCACGACGAUAUCGCCAUUAACUGCUGCAGCCAAAGCUUCGUUCGAUUCGCAAACCGGAAGUCAUGCGAUUUGUUUUCUCGUGUGGUAGUGCGUUGCUUUCUUCGUUGUCUGUUGUAGUGUGGGUUGCAACCAUGUUAACGCUCCUAAUCCAAGCAUGCAUAGAGACGUGGAGUCUUUAAAACCA
Messenger RNA from Musa acuminata AAA Group (dessert banana), 1188 nucleotides. RefSeq names its product glycine-rich protein DOT1-like. The coding region runs from base 1 to 942 and encodes 313 amino acids. NCBI's taxonomy places the organism in Eukaryota, Viridiplantae, Streptophyta, Magnoliopsida, Zingiberales, Musaceae. The transcript has a single exon. The record is from RefSeq and is a predicted model, not a curated record.